CAACCUGGGUCUGAUUCCUCUGCAUUUUGGAAAGUGAUUGUACGGGUGGUCUGUACCAAGAUUGACAAAAGUAGUGGCAUUGUGGAAGCAUCACGAAUCAUGAAUUUGUAUCAGUUUAUUCAGCUGUAUAAAGACAUCACAAGUCAAGCAGCAGGAAUAUUGGCACAGAGCUCUACCUCUGAAGAAACUGAUGAAAACUCAUCCUCUGUAACAUCUUGUCAAGCUAGUCUUUGGAUGGGAAGGGUGAAGCAGCUGACCAAUGAGGAAGAGUGUUGUAUCUGUAUGGAUGGGCGAGCUGACCUCAUCCUGCCUUGUGCUCACAGCUUUUGUCAGAAGUGCAUUGAUAAAUGGAGUGAUCAACACAGGAAUUGCCCUAUUUGUCGCCUACAGAUGACUGGAGCAAAUGAAUCUUGGGUGGUAUCAGAUGCACCCACUGAAGAUGAUAUGGCUAACUAUAUUCUUAACAUGGCUGAUGAUGCAGGCCAGCCCCAUAGGCCAUGACCUUGGGGUGAAGGUUUUCUGUGGCUAUUAGGGGCUACAAAUACUUUGGUCAUAGGGGAAGAAUGAAGGAGUAUUAUGGCACAGACACAGAAAAAUCAAUUUUCCACAUCCUCUUAUUUUUGCUUUUCUGACAACUUACCCAUUUUGAAAAUAAAAUUUCCAUGUCUUCCGUUUAUGAUAUACUAAAAUUUGCUACUGUUUUAGAUCACGUUUUCCUAUUACUUAUCUGUUCUAAUGUGUAUUAGAACUAAUUGCUCUUGAAUCCUUUGCUAAGGUAAUGGCAACAUUUCCAGAGACUUGUGAAACACUAUUGUUUUGCAGGGCAGGAGAAUUCUGGAAUUUUUUUAGUUAGGUUUAAAAUAAACCUUGAAUGUUAAAAAGUUAUAGCCAUCUGAGAGAGAAAAUUUUAAGUGACUAAAAAUGUAGAAUACAUCAAAGUGCAUGUUACUACUUAAAACUAGUCUUUCUACUGGAACCUAAGGAGUAUGUAUGCCCCCUUGUGAUUAAUUAUUGCUCCUUUAAUAAUUUGUACUUGAAGUGAUCCAUAAUUAUUUCAUCACUUUAGCAAAGUGUUUUACA
Molecule: messenger RNA, 1080 nt
Organism: Galeopterus variegatus (Sunda flying lemur)
Lineage: Eukaryota; Metazoa; Chordata; Mammalia; Dermoptera; Cynocephalidae
Gene: RNF141
Product: ring finger protein 141
Exons: 4
Biological process (GO): protein autoubiquitination
Molecular function (GO): ubiquitin-protein transferase activity
Source: RefSeq, a predicted model, not a curated record